AGCCUUACUCUCAGCAAAAAAAGCAUUUGUAAGUCAGAGCUAUGGCUUCCAGAUUCCAAGUAUUGUUUCUCUUUCUGUUUCUUUCUGUGCUGUGGGCUUCGCCGUUGGCUUCUCGCGGUGAAGCAGAUGAUUCGAUGAUGAAGAGGUUUGAUGAAUGGAUGGCCGAUUUCGGCCGAGUUUACAGUGACGAUGCUGAGAAGAUGCGCCGUUUUGAGAUCUUUAAGGACAAUGUGAACCGCAUUGAAGCCUUCAACAGGCGCGGCGGCAACUCGUAUACUCUGGGCAUUAAUCAAUUCGCUGACAUGACAAAUGAUGAAAUCGUGGCUCAGCAUGUCGGUCUAUCUCUCCCUCUAAAUAUGACAAAUUUAGAGCCAUCGGUGUCGUUUGAGGAUGUAAACAUGUCCGCGAUACCUCAAAGCAUUGAUUGGAGGGAUUACGGUGCCGUAACACCAGUCAAGAAUCAAGGAACUUGCGGUUCUUGCUGGGCAUUCUCUUCAAUCGCGACGGUAGAAGGCAUCUACAAGAUUAAAACAGGGCAACUAAUAUCUCUAUCGGAGCAAGAAGUUUUAGAUUGUACUGUUAGCAACGCGUGCACAUCUGGUUGGGUACACAAAGCCUACGAAUUUAUCAUCGCUAACAAGGGCGUGACGACGGAGGCGAACUAUCCCUAUGUAGGAUACAAAGGCACUUGCAGAAAUAACAAACCGAAUGCAGCUUAUAUUACCGGCUAUCAAUAUGUACAACCUAGCUACGAUGAACGCGCGAUCAUGUAUGCUGUGGCGAACCAGCCGACAGUUAUUGCUAUUGAUGCUAGCUCUUAUUACUUCAAUUACUACAAUGGCGGUAUCUUUAAAGGACCUUGUGGGACAAAUAUUUUCCAUGCCGUUACCGUCGUAGGUUACGGGCAGGACAGCAGCACCGGAGACAAGUAUUGGAUAAUAAAGAAUUCAUGGGGCAACAGGUGGGGAGAAAAUGGAUACGUGAGGAUGUUAAGAGACACGGCAUAUCCUGGAUUAUGUGGUCUGGCUAGCUAUGGUAUUUACCCGACUCUUGUUUCGUCACCGCGCAUUACAGAACCCUCUGACAUGGGUUCGGAUGAUCGUGUCAGCUCCAUGUAAGGGUUAUCGAAGCUGCGAUUUAGCAUGCAAUGAAGUGCCCUGUGUGCUACGUACCUUAUAAGCUAUGUAAUAAAUCGGGCGAUGCUCGUGCGAAGAUUAUCUGUAUGAUCGAGUAGGGCUUGCUGUUUUCAUUUGUAUUUUUGUUGCAUUAUUAUCAGUUCCACUGGCUGCCUAAUAUAUAUUUAGUAGCCAACUGUUUGUAUUUAAUUUUGUAAGUUUAUGCUGUUUUGAUGAGUAA
Molecule: messenger RNA, 1356 nt
Organism: Ananas comosus (pineapple)
Lineage: Eukaryota; Viridiplantae; Streptophyta; Magnoliopsida; Poales; Bromeliaceae
Product: fruit bromelain-like
Exons: 2
Coding region: 42-1118 (358 amino acids)
Cellular component (GO): lysosome
Molecular function (GO): cysteine-type endopeptidase activity
Source: RefSeq, a predicted model, not a curated record